AUUAUCCGAUGUAUGUGCAGGAGAUAUAGUUACAGAACAACAGUGCCAAAAUUGGUUUGCAAAGUUUCGAUCUGGCAGUUUUAAUAUUGGAGACGCAGCACGUUCUGGAAGGCCAGUUAAAGCUGACGAAGACACAAUAAAGGCAUUAGUUGAUGCAAACCGGCGAAUAACUAUACGUGAAAUCAUUGAGAAGUUAAGUUUAUCAAAUUCGACCUUUCACGAUUAUUUAAAACAACUAGGUUUAAUCUCUAAGCUCGACAUAUGGGUCCCCCACGUUCUUACGGAAAGAAAGUGCCACCGCGUUGACGUCUGCGAUUCACUCCUUAAACGACAAAAAAAUUAUCCAUUUUUGAAGCGCAACAUAACUGAAGACGAGAAGUGGGAUGUGUACAACAAUGUGAAACGCAAGAAAUUAUAGAGCAAAAAAGAUGAACCGGCUCAAACCCAAUAUUCGUCAAAAUAGGGUGAUUCUAUCUGUUUGGUGGAAUUUUAAAGACAUUUUUUUUAAGCUUUUACCGGACAAUAGAACGAUUACUUCAGAGGUGUACUAUCAUCAGCUGGACAAACUGAAUUAUUCACUUAAGCUGAAACGGCCAGAAUUGAUGAAUCGAAACGGUGUUGUGUUACCCCAAGAUAAUACGAGACCACAUACAAGUUUAGUAACUUGCCAAAAGCUUUUACAGCAUGGAUGGGACAUAUUGCCACAUCCGCCAUAUUCUUCAGUUCUGGCACCAUUUGAUUAUUAUUUAUUCCGAUCACUAAAGAAUUUUUUAAACGGUGAUGCCUUCACUUCAAACAAGGAGAUCAAAAUUCGCUUUUUGCCAACAAAGAACAAAAAAUUUUAUGAACGUGAAAUCAUGUUACUACGAGAAAGAUGGCAAAAGAAAAAAAGAACGGAAUUACUUCCCGAACAACGCAACACUUCUUCUUUUUUGUACUGCACUUUACUUUUAAUACAUAUAUUGUACGAUACAUAUAUUUAUGAAAAAUUAUCUACUUUUAUAAAACGUAGGUCCAUAUUGUAUGAUUACAGAAGCUUUCACAUCGUUUAUGUUUUAAACUCUUGUUCUCCCACUACUGUAUAAUGUUUGUGCACUAAACCAUCAGUAUAUCCUAAAAAAAAUGAAGAGGUUACAAAAAGAAAACGUAAAUUUAAAAUUGAAAUUCCUAUUUCAUAAAAUUAAAUAAUCACUUCAUUUUGAAGGAAAAUUUGUCAACAUCGACACUGCUGUAACUUGAUAAACAGUUUUGCAAUAGUCUACGUAGUAUGUAUGCAAUAUGCAAAAGUCUACAUAUUUUAAAGGGAAAUACAUAAUAAAAUUAUGUAUAUCAAGCUUAUUACAUGAAUUGAUUUCUCAGAACAUUCUGCACAGAAUAGUGUUCGUAUACUAUAUAAAAAAGAACAGCAAUUCGUAAAAUAUUUGAAAAUUUGUAUGAAAUGCUUCACUUUUAAACAAGAAAUA
Messenger RNA from Megachile rotundata (alfalfa leafcutting bee), 1463 nucleotides. Its product is annotated as histone-lysine N-methyltransferase SETMAR-like. NCBI's taxonomy places the organism in Eukaryota, Metazoa, Arthropoda, Insecta, Hymenoptera, Megachilidae. The record is from RefSeq and is a predicted model, not a curated record.